This is a messenger RNA of Mollisia scopiformis, 1530 nucleotides long. Its product is annotated as putative isoflavone reductase like protein. The transcript has 4 exons. NCBI's taxonomy places the organism in Eukaryota, Fungi, Ascomycota, Leotiomycetes, Helotiales, Mollisiaceae. The record is from RefSeq and is a predicted model, not a curated record. The coding region runs from base 240 to 1118 and encodes 292 amino acids.
GAGAAACGAUGCUUGAACUAGUGCAACUUCGCCGCGUGUUCAAACUCAGAAUUGGGCUGGGAUUUUGCAAGUAGGGGUUCUGCGAAGCGGAGAGUCGCAUGCAGAUACGAAAAACGGUAUGCGAAUUAGGCGCAAUCGAGAACAGCAUCAACUGUUCAGCACGAGAACAUUAAGUACCAUGUGAGGUCUACUAAAUCUUCUUCGUUGUUGGAGUCACAUUUGGGUAAUCAGAACACAGCAUGUCAGGCAACUCAAAAGACAAUAUUUUGUUGUUUGGUGCUACUGGGUAUAUUGGAGAGUAUAUACUCAAGCGAUUGCUCCAAGAAAAAGCAAAGUUUGGCCGCAUUGCUAUCUUUACAUCUGCAAACACAGCUUCGAGGAAGGGAUGGCGAAAUGUCAUCGAGCAGCAAAUAAAGUGGAUAGAGAUUGCUGAGAAGUCAUCUUCAGUCAAAAGAUUCUUCCCAUCUGAGUUCGGCACCGACAUUGAAUACGGACCAUCAUCGGCACAAGAGAUUCCGCACCAAUUGAAAUUGAAAGUCAGGGGGGCUUUGAAGGAGACUUCCAGACUUGAGUUCACGUACAUUGUUACUGGACCAUACGCAGAUGCCGUUGAGCCUGCAUUCUUCGGCCCUUGUGCUGCCUUCCCAGAACUCGGUUCAUUCAAUGUCAAGAAUAAAAGUGCCGUCUUGGUCAGGGACGGAACGGGGAAGAUCAGCUUCACAUCACCUCAAGAUGUCGGAAAACUUGUUGUCAAAGCAUUAUUUCAUCCUCUUGAAGCGAAAAAUAAAGCCUUGAAAGUCAAUUCAUUCAGGACAACGCCCAACGAGAUUUUAGCCGAAUUCGAGAAGCAGUGCGGAGAAGGCAAAUGGGCUGUGAAGUAUACUAGCAACGACGAGUUACGAAAGUUGGAGAAGGAUGCAUGGUCAAACAAGCACCCAAUGGCACCAAUUUUCACCCUUCGAAGGGUAUGGGGCGAGGGAGGAACCUUGUAUGAAAAGCGAGACAAUGGGCUAAUUGAUGCUGAAGACAUGCAGACAUUGUCCGAAGCUGUGUCAGCUGCCAUAGCUACUCAGCUAUCAGGAGAUAUAGAUUCACAAAAGGAUAGAAAAUUCAUGUAAUUUGAACGUCCAAAUACUCAUCUUAUUCCGAGUCUUGGCGAUCAGAUAGGCUCGAUACCUCGUCCGAGAAACGUUCUUUCGCCAAAUUCGCCCUCUACUGUCUGAAACAAUGGCAAGCCCAUGAAGUAUCCACUUGCAGAAUGUCCUAGAGCCUCCCAGGUAUUCUGUGCCUCCUUCUCGCCAAUCUCUACGAGGGGCUUGCCACUUCCUGCAGCCGAAGCAUCAGCUGCAAGUUGCACCUCGCAACACUUUUCAAGCAGCACGAAAUGCGCCACGACUUCCUCGAUGGUUUUACCAGCUGUUAGAAGACCGUGGUUUCCGAGCAGAACAGCUUUACGAUGACCAAGAGCUUUUGCGAUAUGCUUCCCUUCUUCCGAUGCGAGGACUACUCCCGCAAAUGUGCUAAUAGAUA